GAUAAAGUUAGGUUUUAUUAGCGAAACAUGGUUGAAAAGGUGGUCAAGCAGUGGCAGCUGCUGCUGUACAUCGCACGGUUACGAUUCCCGCGAUAUCCAUCGUACUAUUUCCCCGUGUUCGUGGUGCUUCAGGGUGUUAAAAAACUGCGCUACGAUCUGAAGCUACGGUCAUUGGAUUUCUACCUUCAGCCGAUACCGAACUUGCUGUUCGAGCAGCUCCAAUCGGAGCAAAUGGUCAACUCGGAGCAUACCCUCUUCGUUUCCCCCACCGUCUUCCGGGAGUAUGUUGUGGAGCGCGAGAUUAACUGGAUCAACCUGGUGCUGAAAGUGUCCAAAGUGCCGCCGACGGAAGGCGCCGGUCAGAAAAGUCUAGUCUCGUUCAUCCUGAACAAACAGAACGUUAGCGUACUGUUCCAGGUGUGCUCCCAUCCGCAGGUUCCCUACAAUGCCCUGUGGGUGAAGGAAAAUCUGGUGGAAAACCUGAAGGAACGGUUCACGCUCGAGGGACAACGCUACUGGGGUCGCCUACAGCGGGUGACCGACGGGCAACAUUUACCGGAGAUUGUCGCCAAAGCGAGCAUUUUCAUCUACCAGACCCCGUACGACCUGAGCACCGACAUGGUCGAUUUCAUCCUUGCGCGUUACUUUGAAACACCACGCCUGCUGUACCGCAACCACACGUACCAGGUGCCGCUGACGGAGCGUUUCCUGGGCAACACUUUCUUCACGAAAAAUUUCGCCAUCCUAGCGCACAUGAGAGCACUGUGGUUUAAGUGCCUUAAUCUGGACUCGGCCGGCGGCGCGUUCGAGAUGAGCGGCAUCGCACACAAAAGCCUCACCACGUUGCAGCAAACGACGACGUACAACAACUUCCUGCUACCGGAGCGUUUCGAUGGCAUUCACCGACGGCCCAGCUGUCCCUUUGGGUUGCAAAAGUACUUCGAUUCACUGCACUCCUCGCUGAAGGCGUACGUGAAAAUGGAGGGCAAUGGGUUGGUGCGGAACGGCAUCCAGCCCGUGUUUAUGCUUCGCGGCGAACGAGGCAUCGGGAAGCGACUGGUUUUGCAGUCCGUUGCCGGCGCGCUCGGCAUACCGGUGUACUAUGCAGACUGCAGCGAAAUCAUGACCUCCAUUAGCUCGCAGACGGAAACGAAGCUGAGCAGCGCUUUUAAUAAGUCGAAAAUUUGUGAACCCCUCAUCAUCUGCCUGGAAAACUUCGAAGUGUUCGGCGUUGACAACGAGGGCCACGAGGAUCAGCGCAUCACCGGUUCGUUCCAGGCGGAGCUGGCUAACCUUUUCGGGCGCAAAUACUCGCACCCGGUCGUUGUGGUAGCGCUCGCGAACCAGAAGGAAUCCAACACACCAAAGCUCACAUCCCUUUUCCUAGAGGUCAUCCAGUUCCAUCCACCAGCGGCCGGUGAGCGGUUGGAGGCGCUCCGGUGGAUUUCCCUGGCGCACCAACAGCAACACCGUUUACCGCUAGGGCAGUUACAAAAAGUCGCCGAACAAAGUCAAGGUUUUAAUCUGUCCGAUUUGGAACUGCUGUACGGAAAUGCACUGGAGGCGUGCCGACGUUCGAAGGACACCCAACUCCGACUGACCCACUUCGAAGCGGCGCUCGAGUCGAUGCAGGCAACCUUCUCCGACAGUCUCGGCGCUCCGAAGGUCCCCAAGGUGCUCUGGUCCGAGAUUGGGGGACUCGCGAAGCUCAAGUCGGAAAUACAAAACUCCAUCGGUUUACCGCUGCGCCACAAGCACCUGAUGGGGAAGAACAUGCGCCGCUCGGGUAUCCUUCUUUACGGGCCACCCGGCACCGGCAAAACGUUGAUCGCGAAGGCGGUCGCCACCGAGUGUAAUUUGAGCUUUCUGUCGGUGCAAGGCCCCGAGCUGCUUAACAUGUACGUCGGACAGAGCGAGCAGAACGUGCGGGAAGUGUUUACCCGCGCACGAACGGCCUCGCCGUGUGUGCUGUUCCUGGACGAGCUGGACUCGCUGGCCCCCAAUCGAGGCGUUAGUGGCGACUCGGGUGGUGUGAUGGACCGGGUCGUAUCGCAGAUGCUUAGUGAAAUGGACGGAAUUUCUAAAGAUCCCGGGCAGCAGAUAUUCAUCCUUGCCGCUACGAACCGGCCGGAUCUAAUCGAUCCGGCACUGCUGCGACCGGGACGCUUCGACAAGCUGCUGUACGUCGGACCGAGCUGUACGGUCGAGGACAAGGAGAGUGUCCUGCGGGCGGUAACGGGACGGUUCCGGCUCGAUCCGGCGCUCACGCUGAGGAAGAUCGCCGAGUGCCUGCAGCAGGACAUGACCGGUGCGGAUAUGUACUCGAUCUGUUCGAACGCCUGGUUGAGUGCAGUUCGGCGAACCGUCAAGGAAGCGAUAGCCGGUGACUCCAUCGAUGAGGGUCUCGGUGCGGAUCAGGUGAUCGUCGGCGAGGACGAUUUUAAGGAAGCGAUUAAAAAAUUUAUCCCUUCAAUCAGCCCCUCUGACAUGGCCUACUUUAAUCAGCUGAAGGGUAAUUUCAGUGUGUAGUCUACAUUUUUGCAAUUGAAAAAGGCCAGUAGAUGCAUUGCGGGAAUCGGGUAGUGUUACGAUGCUUGGUACGGAAUUGUUAAUUAGUUUUAAUCAUAAAAACCGAAAUGCUCUUGCUGCGUGUCGUGGGAAGACAAACGAUGCAUGAAUAAAGAUCACGGUUACAGGGAA
Messenger RNA from Anopheles coustani, 2700 nucleotides. It is a transcript of the gene Pex6, whose product is annotated as peroxisomal ATPase PEX6. NCBI's taxonomy places the organism in Eukaryota, Metazoa, Arthropoda, Insecta, Diptera, Culicidae. Gene Ontology annotation, molecular function: ATP hydrolysis activity; ATP binding. Gene Ontology annotation, biological process: protein import into peroxisome matrix. The coding region runs from base 28 to 2529 and encodes 833 amino acids. Gene Ontology annotation, cellular component: cytosol; peroxisomal membrane. The transcript has 2 exons. The record is from RefSeq and is a predicted model, not a curated record.